AUGGGCCUGACCCCAUUACCGCCUAGCCAGACAUUUCCCUCGUCGCCCUCUAGCCCUCGAAAGCGGUCAAUUCACGAAGUUGAUGGUACUGAACGACCAUCUGUUGGCCCUAAAAAAUCACUCUUAGACUUCACAGGUGAAAACCAAGAGAACCAUGACCCCUCUGGGCCUACGAUAAAGUCAGACAGUCUCUCAUUUCAGAACGAUCCAUCUGCUACCAUUCAAUCGACACCAAACUCUGCACCCCAAGUUAUUAUUCCUUUCAAGUCCGACCCAUCACUUUCUGGUAGUCCUGUCCACUUCCCCUCUCCUAUUCCCAAUCCUGCUGUUGAGACACCUCAAGGAUCUCCAGUGAAAUCUGAUAUGGCUCCUGGGAAAAAACGAAAGCUCUCACCCAGUGUUAAAGAAGCUAAGGAGCGGCUGCGGUUGGAAGAAAAAGCCAAGAAGGAUGAGGAAAAACGAUUGAAGGACGAAGAGAAAAAGAAACGGGAGACGGAACGUGAAGAAGAAAAACGAUUAAAGGAGGAAGAGAAGAAGAAGCGAGAGACUGAGCGAGAGGAGAAGAAAAAGGCUAAAGAUCAAGAAAAGGCUGCUAAGGAAGCUGCUAAAGAGGAUGAGAAACGUCGAAAGGAGGAAGCACAGCAGAAGAAAGAUAGAGCACAACCCAAGCUCAAUUCCUUCUUUGGAAAGCCGCGGCAACCUACGGAGCCUGUGAAGACAGCUGCCUUGUCCAGUAACAUACCUAGCACUGGCUCCGACACGAACGUUUUCACAUUGCGCAACUCCGACUACGCCAAAGACUUCCCUGAUUUCUUUCUUAAAUCAAAUACAGUUGUUGCACCACCCCACCGCUUUGAACGUGAUUCUGAGGCUCUUGCGCACGUUCGACAUACUAUUGACGCCUCUUUCUGUUCUAACGACAAUACGCCAUACGAAAUCCAACCUUUUGUUCCCUCUACGAUCUUCAACCUUGUUCCAUACCGUCGCCGACAAGGUCGUUACACCCACUCAGUCAAAGAAAUCCUGCAAACAAUGCAGAACCUUGAGGAUGCUGCGAACCAGCUAGGCGGGGAGGUGAAGGAGAAAUCAAUCAAAGCUUCCCUUGAUGAGCUUCGCCAGAUCCCUAUGAAGUCUCUGAAAUUCGGGGAGGAUGUGCGUCCCGCCUACCAAGGCACCUUUUCCAAGCAGAUUCCUAUUCUCUCAGCCAACAAGGUGUCUCGCAAUCCAUACCACCGUGGUUUACCUGAUGUAAACUAUGACUACGACUCGGAGGUCGAAUGGGAAGAGCCCGAGGAGGGUGAGGAGCUUGAUUCUGAGGAAGAAGAAGAGGCCAGUGAUGAUGGGGAGGACGAUAUGGAUGGUUUCCUGGAUGACGAGGACGACGCAUUGGCAGGUAAACGACGCAUGAUUGUCGGUGACCUUGAACCUGUCUGCAGUGGUCUUCACUGGGCGGCCGAUGGCCCACACGAAGAAUUCAAGGUCUAUCAGAUUGAGACCAUUUCUGAAUCCGUCCGGUUCCCCAUCGAUCCCUUUUCAACAGCUUAUUGGGAGAAACCACGCGCGGUCGAAACAGCACAGAAAGCCCGAGUGACACAGAAGCCCACCCCAAUUGAUUUGUUCCGGGUUCAAAAUACGGUUGUGCCUAGUGGCAGUGGUGUUACUAUUCCCCCACCGCCACCGCCAGCGUUCAAAGCUAAAAAGCCCUUCCCACCCGAACAGUUGGCGGAGUUCAAAACGGCAGUGGAAGGAAGUGAUUUAAGUAAAAUCGGAUUGGUUGAAAUUCUGAAAAAACGAUUCCCUAAGGUUUCCAAAGAGACCUUAAAGGCUACCUUAGACCAAGUUGCCGUCCGUGUGGGUCAAAAGGAAGUGGACAAGAAAUGGACAUGUCGUUGA
This is a messenger RNA of Penicillium malachiteum, 1893 nucleotides long. Its product is annotated as putative chromatin assembly factor 1 subunit A. Bases 1 to 1893 code for a protein of 630 amino acids. Gene Ontology annotation, cellular component: nucleus; CAF-1 complex. NCBI's taxonomy places the organism in Eukaryota, Fungi, Ascomycota, Eurotiomycetes, Eurotiales, Aspergillaceae. The record is from RefSeq and is a predicted model, not a curated record. Gene Ontology annotation, biological process: nucleosome assembly. The transcript has 3 exons.